Molecule: messenger RNA, 512 nt
Organism: Medioppia subpectinata
Lineage: Eukaryota; Metazoa; Arthropoda; Arachnida; Sarcoptiformes; Oppiidae
Source: the annotation of a GenBank genome assembly
AUGUUUAAAUUACCGACAAAAUUAUACGCAACGCUAAUCACAAUCGGUGUGAUUAUCGGCACAUUUGCGGUGAUGUUUGUCUCGUUUAAGAUCUUAAGCAACACUUAUGGCCAACACCUCAACGAUGACACUAUGGAUACGUUGGUCGAGGUGUUGGUAGCCGUGUGUAACCCCGACAACACUCUGUCCGCCGAUCAUAACAAGACUGUUGGUCAGUGUGAGGCUCUGGUGCCCGGAGUGUUUCGGCAAAUAUACAACAGUUGUGUCCGCGAAGCCAUGAAUAUCACGGAAAUCACUCAACCAUUUAUUUGCUACCGUUUUCUUAAGGGCAGCGAUCGGUUAACUGAAUGUAUGUUGAGAUGGGAAAGGAGAGGAUCAAUGAUUGGGCUGGAAGUGCCCCGCAUUAGGGAUAGGAUUUUAAAUAAAUACUCGGAAUGUAUGAAACCAGUAGUUCCCGUGGAUGAGGAGACAGAUGCAGAUUAUUAGAUAUUGUUAUGUUGUUUAUAAUAAAC